This is a messenger RNA of Moneuplotes crassus, 1917 nucleotides long. Lineage: Eukaryota; Ciliophora; Spirotrichea; Euplotida; Euplotidae. The record is from the annotation of a GenBank genome assembly.
AUGGAUGAAGAGAAAUCUGAAAUUCAAAAGAUAAGAGAAGCUUAUCGACAAAGAUCUAAGGUAGAUCCAGCUACUUCAUUAUACACAGGGAGUAGCAAAAGGGCUCGGUCAAAGCUGACAAAAGAAAAUAUGAAACAGUUUGAAAAGGAAUCUGAGUUAUCUCAAGUACUCUCAAGGAUGGAUGUCAAUAGUCCUCAAAGAGAUAACCUAAACAAGGCUGAGAUGAGAUCUACAUAUAAGCAUGAGAUGUUUACUAAAUCUAUCAAAAGCAAAUACUCAAAAAGAGGAGUAACCCCAGGACCUGGAAUUGCUUUAAAACUUCUUCCUAAGAAACUUGGCCCGAAGGAGAAAGAGUUUAAUAUUAUCUCAAAUAGGGGUAUUCAAGACCAUUCACCCUCUUCUAAGUUUUACUGGAAUGGUGUCCUAAAGACCCAGAAUAAGAGAGAUUAUGUAGACUACACCAAAAGUGAAUUUUCAUAUGAUUACAAUCGAUCUACAGCAGCUAAAAAGUUUUCAGCUCAUAGAAUUGUUAGAAAAUAUUUGAACUACUAUUCUCAACGUAAAGAUCAUGAAAUUCCUCCUUUCGUCAAAGAAAUGAUAGAAGAUGAAGAAAAAUUAAUUCAAAUAGUUGAAGAUUUACACCAAAUAAAGGAGGCAUUUGCAGAAAAAGACAUAUGCUUAAUCAAAGACGGAAUUUUCGAAACCCUGAUCAAAAACUUCGAACACCUAGACCUCUCCAAAAAGCGCCUUAUAACCCACAACUUCGAUUCUCUACUCAAGAACACACCUACCCCACUUCCCCAGUCCCUCAAGGACCAACUUCUCCUCAAACUAAAAGGUCUGGAUUCCUCCAGCAUCACCUACUCUCGCCUUCUCCAAUUCUACGAUCUCUCCAGGUUCAUCUCCCUCACCACUCAACCUCUCUCGCCCACCUACACUCCGACCAGCAAGCCUACGUACAACUCUCCUGCUUCCUUAACAACUUUCCUCUGGUCAAAGAUCGAGGAAAAGUACCGGAAGGCCAGCAAGGCCUUCCGGUUCUUUGACACUAAGAAGAGGAGUAAGAUCUCAAUGAAGGAUUUUGAAGCGGGCAUUGAGAAGCUGAGGAUUAAGUUACAUAAAGAUCAAAUACAAGCUAUAUUUUUGGAUGCGGAUCAGGAUAAGGAUAAGUAUUUGAACUAUAUGGAGUUUAUGAAGUUGAACCAGAAUGGGAAACUUAAGAAUAGAUUUGCAGGACAGACAACCAAGAUUGAUGUUAGUGCAGAAGGGAGCAGGCUAGCCCAGAGGAUCAAGUCUAUUGAUUCAAGAGGACAUAAUGUGUCACCCAAAAGCUUGCAUGAUGAUGAUCUGUCAGUAGCCAGCUUUUAUUACAAAGGAUACAGGUAUGGCGCAAGCAGAAUUGGGAGAAAGAGUUCAAGGCUUUCUAAUUAUUCCUGGAUCGAUAACCAAAAACAUGGCAUUCCUAGUAAAGAAACUGAUGAUAUAAAUGGAGUUAUGAAUCAUAGUUAUGUGUAUGAUAAUCUUAAUAAUGAAAUUAAGGAAAAAGUUAAAAGGCAAAAUGAGAUUAAAAAGCCUCUUUGCAAAGCACCGACUAAGGCAAGCAAACUUAGGGAUGACUACCUUAAAACUUGCAAAGAAAAGCUAGAAAAUUCACAUAACGAUCAACCAAAGGUAGAGUGGAAGAUUAGGAAAUUCCUGAGUAUUGGUCCUCAUGAAGACAUUGCUAACUCAAUCAGACGUCUGAAGAAACUCUCUCCAAAUAGAGUUCUUAAUAACUCAUCUAAUCUUCCAUUCGUAAACAACCAAGAGCUCUCUGCAGCACCUCUAAACCAGGAUGAUAAGAAGGAGAAAGAAAGGCUUCUAAACGACUACUACAUAAAGAAGCGAGAGAUGAGUAGCAAGAGGUCUAAUUUUUAA